AAAACAACCAAAGAAAACGAGGGAUUUCGAGAAUCGACGAGAGGUAUCAACUAGAAGAAGAGACCUUUUCACUUUGUUUUUCAGAUCAUUCUUUUUCCUUCUAUAUUUACACUCAAAACCAUCCAUUUUUUUGGUAAAUUCAAUUCAGUCAUUCCCAUCUUUCUCAACUUAAAAUUAGUCCAAAAAAUGGCGACUUCUUCUACUUCAAUGGCGUCCAUUAGUGGUGUCAGUUUAUGUGCUACAAACAGAAACAAUCUCUUUUUAACUCACCCACGCCUCUCUUUGAACAUUUCUUCGAAACCCAAUUCCUUGAAAUCCUUUUCACCGCUUCAGUUAAGGAAAAAUGGGGUUUUCGAGAGGUUUUCAAGGACUUCUUCAAGGACUUCCAUUGUUCGUUGCGAAGCUUCAACGGGAAGGAUUACACAACAAGAGUUCACAGAAAUGGCCUGGCAAGCCGUUGUUGCUUCUCCGGAUGUGGCUAAAGAGAACAAACAUCAGAUAGUGGAGACCGAACACUUGAUGAAGGCUCUCCUGGAGCAGAAAAAUGGUCUUGCUCGGCGGAUAUUUUUGAAAGCUGGAGUUGACAAUACUCGCCUUCUAGAAGCGACUGAUAAGUUCAUCCAACGCCAGGCGAAGGUUUUGGGUGAAUCCGCUGGUUCAAUGCUAGGACGUGAUUUGGAGGCUCUGAUGCAGCGAGCACGAGAAUACAAGAAGGAGUAUGGGGAUUCAUUUGUUUCUGUCGAGCAUUUGGUUCUUGGAUUUGCACAAGAUCGGCGUUUUGGGAAGCAGUUGUUCAAAGAUUUCCAGAUAUCCACCCAAGCCUUGAAAUCUGCAAUAGAAUCCAUUAGGGGACGUCAGUCAGUUACCGACCAAGAUCCCGAAGGAAAGUAUGAAGCACUGGAGAAGUAUGGGAAAGAUUUGACAGCAAUGGCAAGAGAAGGAAAGCUUGACCCAGUGAUUGGAAGAGAUGAUGAAAUACGCAGGUGCAUCCAGAUCCUUUCUAGGAGAACAAAGAACAAUCCUGUGCUAAUUGGUGAACCGGGUGUUGGGAAAACUGCAAUUUCUGAAGGGCUUGCCCAAAGAAUUGUGCAGGGUGAUGUCCCUCAGGCUUUGAUGGACCGUAAGCUUAUCUCACUCGACAUGGGUUCGCUCAUAGCUGGGGCUAAAUAUCGAGGAGAGUUUGAGGAUAGACUGAAGGCUGUACUUCGGGAAGUAACAGAAUCUGAGGGCCAAAUUAUCCUCUUCAUAGAUGAGAUUCACACUGUUGUGGGGGCUGGUGCCACCAAUGGUGCAAUGGACGCAGGCAAUCUGCUGAAGCCUAUGCUUGGUCGAGGAGAACUACGAUGCAUUGGGGCAACUACACUGGAUGAAUAUCGUAAAUACAUCGAGAAAGAUCCUGCCCUGGAGCGUCGUUUCCAGCAGGUUUAUGUUGAUCAGCCAACGGUAGAAGAUACAAUCUCUAUUCUCCGGGGUCUUCGUGAGAGAUAUGAGCUGCAUCAUGGAGUUCGUAUUUCCGACAGUGCACUUGUGGAAGCUGCAAUCUUGUCUGACCGUUAUAUCAGUGGCCGAUUUUUACCUGACAAAGCUAUUGAUCUAGUUGAUGAAGCAGCUGCUAAAUUGAAAAUGGAAAUCACUUCGAAACCAACUGCCCUUGAUGAGAUCAAUCGUUCAGUACUGAAGCUGGAGAUGGAGAGGCUGUCUCUCACAAAUGAUACUGACAAAGCAUCAAGAGAUAGACUGAGCCGCCUUGAAGCUGAGUUGUCACUUUUAAAGGAGAAACAGUCCGAGCUGACUGAACAGUGGGAGCACGAGAAGACCGUGAUGACAAACAUUCAGUCUAUCAAAGAAGAGAUUGAUAGGGUGAAUGUAGAGAUCCUGCAGGCCGAGCGUGAGUAUGAUCUCAAUCGUGCUGCUGAGCUGAAGUACGGGAGUUUGAACUCUUUGCAGCGUCAACUUGCUGAUGCCGAAAAAGAAUUAGAUGAAUAUAUGAAAUCCGGAAAAUCAAUGCUGAGAGAAGAAGUUACUGGAAAUGAUAUCGCCGAAGUAGUUAGUAAAUGGACUGGCAUACCUGUUUCCAAACUUCAACAAUCCGAGAGGGAGAAACUAUUAUAUUUGGAGGAAGUGUUGCAUAAACGUGUAGUGGGUCAAGAUCCUGCUGUUAGAUCCGUAGCUGAGGCCAUUCAACGAUCUCGAGCUGGUCUCUCGGAUCCCCGUCGUCCAAUUGCAAGUUUCAUGUUUAUGGGUCCCUCUGGUGUAGGGAAAACUGAACUUGCUAAGGCCCUUGCAUCCUACUUGUUUAAUACGGAAGAAGCACUUGUUCGCAUCGAUAUGAGUGAGUAUAUGGAAAAACAUGCAGUUUCGAGACUUAUAGGUGCUCCGCCAGGUUAUGUGGGUUAUGAAGAAGGAGGGCAGUUGACGGAGACAGUUCGUCGGAGGCCAUAUGCUGUGAUUCUUUUUGACGAGAUCGAGAAAGCUCACGGUGAUGUUUUCAAUGUUUUCCUUCAAAUUUUGGAUGAUGGAAGAGUCACCGAUUCACAGGGUCGUACUGUGAGCUUUACCAAUACUGUCAUCAUUAUGACUUCGAAUGUGGGUUCACAGUACAUUCUGAACUCAGACGAAGACACAUCGAAAGACCUAGCUUAUGAAACUAUUAAGUCGAGGGUGAUGGAGGCUGCAAGAGCAAUAUUUCGACCUGAGUUCAUGAAUCGUGUUGAUGAGUAUAUAGUGUUCCAGCCUUUGGACCGCGAACAAAUAAACAGUAUCGUGAAAUUACAGUUGGAACGUGUGCAAGUAAGAAUUGCAGAUAGGAAAAUAAAACUUCAGGUGACAGAAAGUGCUGUUCAGCUUCUUGGAAAUCUGGGUUACGAUCCGAACUACGGUGCUAGACCAGUCAAGAGAGUGAUUCAACAGAAAGUCGAGAACGAACUCGCCAAGGGCAUAUUGCGAGGCGAGUUCAAAGAUGAGGACACAAUCUUAGUAGACACUGAGCUAACCACGUUCGCAAACAGCCAACUCCCCCAGCAAAAGCUGAUCUUCAGGAAGCUCGACAACGAUUCAAAUACACAAUCAACCGGCAGUGAAGAAGCUUUAUCGCCGACUGUCUGAAAGUCGAACAAACUCAACAACAAUUUGGAACCGACAGUAAAGAAGCUUUAUCAGUAACUCUGUCCAAAAGUUGGUAUUUAUGUUUUUGCUUGAAGACUAGUAUUAAACAGUUUUGCAUGCAUUGUAUAUGAUUCCUCUUUUUAGUCAGGAAUAAACAGUUAUAUACAUCUAUCUUUUU
This is a messenger RNA of Hibiscus syriacus, 3283 nucleotides long. Its product is annotated as chaperone protein ClpB3, chloroplastic-like. Gene Ontology annotation, biological process: protein refolding; cellular response to heat. Lineage: Eukaryota; Viridiplantae; Streptophyta; Magnoliopsida; Malvales; Malvaceae. The transcript is spliced from 10 exons. The coding region runs from base 187 to 3105 and encodes 972 amino acids. The record is from RefSeq and is a predicted model, not a curated record. Gene Ontology annotation, cellular component: cytoplasm. Gene Ontology annotation, molecular function: ATP binding; ATP hydrolysis activity.